This is a messenger RNA of Pyricularia grisea, 1218 nucleotides long. RefSeq lists its product as uncharacterized. Lineage: Eukaryota; Fungi; Ascomycota; Sordariomycetes; Magnaporthales; Pyriculariaceae. Bases 1 to 1218 code for a protein of 405 amino acids. The record is from RefSeq and is a predicted model, not a curated record. The transcript is spliced from 3 exons.
AUGCUAUUCAUCAUUUCGGCUCUGGCUUUACUUAUCGUCGUCCUGCGAGCCAUCGGAGGGGUCUCGACGGCGCAGUUCGAAGUUGAUGACUGGCUGCUGCUCUCCCUGAUUGAGAUACUCAUGAGUUACUUGUUCAUCAAGACAAACUUCAUCGGCAUUAGGCUGCAACUCAUCCCGGAUCAUGACACCAAUCCCGGCCGUACAUGGAACUACGGCAUCCAGGCUCUUUACGAUACGAACCUGGCUCUGUUUAAAGCGACGAUUCUAGUGUUUCUACUCAAGCUCUAUGGCCAGAAAGAUUCCAGCAGCCGGUGCAUCUACUCUCACAUCCGUCAACGUGGCGCAGGCCAUCGGAGUAUUGCCUACGAAUCCCGGGUAAGACCAAGGCAGCGCUGCUGGUUUGUCUUCCUACUAGGCUUCCUGGUCACCAUCACGUCGGUCGUGCACCUAACUGUGCUCUUGCAGGACCUAUUUGGACUGCCUGGAUUCGAGGGCCGCGUGGGCCUAGGGUUUGUCACGCCCGCCAUCGAGAUUUACCUUACCCUCAUCACGGCGUCGGCGCCUGCCCUAAGGCCCCUGUUUCAUGGCAAGAGCUGGCACCAGUUGCCCGAUGUAGAUACAAGGAUGGCCGAUGACAAAGGCGGCACGAGAGGUGGCAGCAGACGCGGUAGUAGAAAGGCAAAGGCCGAUUCAGUCACGGGACAUCCGGAUGAUCCGGCUCAACGACACAACGAACCAAGCUUGGUAUGGGACAAUGAGACGGAGCUGCGAAGACGCAGCCCGAGGAGAAGCAGGCAGAAGACUAUGACGUCGAGUAACGGUACCAUAAGGCUCAGUGACGUUCAGCGCGAGAUCGACGUGCUGGUCAUGGAUCUGAUCGUCGGGCCGGGCGGUUCAUAUUUGCUGAAGAGGCCGACGGGUUACGAGGAGCGGGAGAGCGAACAGCAACAGUUCCGAGGCGAGAUGGAACAGCUGGAGCGCGAAGUGAGAUGUCGGCAACAAGCGGCAGCUCCCCGACAACCUCCGUCCGGGGCUAACUUUAGCUCUUACGCAGCAGGAGUAGUCAGAGCUGUUAGCAGCCAGGCUGGGCCGAGAAUUAGUCCACGGCCUAGAACUAGGGACAGGGACUUUAGCGAGGAGCCCAAGUCAAAGUACGGCGAUAAGAGAAACGGCGUCAUAACGCCAAGGGAGCCAUCAGCGCCAGCCUGGCCAUUUUGA